Messenger RNA from Lymnaea stagnalis (great pond snail), 6379 nucleotides. NCBI's taxonomy places the organism in Eukaryota, Metazoa, Mollusca, Gastropoda, Lymnaeidae. The record is from the annotation of a GenBank genome assembly.
GGCGAUGAUAGGUACCCGGGUACCUAUAGAUGCAGCCAUUAUUAAAAGUCCCGGUGUGUAUAAGAACUUUUAGCAAAACAAACCGAGGUUGGUCAUUUCACGGUUGGGUUAGUUAACUUUUUCGUAAACAGACCUAACGGUACACUUAAUUCAUUGGAAACAAUUAUCGUAAUUUAAAUCUUAGACUCCAGCUUCAAUGGAUCUUGGGCUUGCUUUUGACGACGACGAUCUGCAAAAUUUUAAAAAAAAGAUCGAUGACAUCUCCGCUCUUCCCUAUCAUGUUAAAAUAGUACAACCAGAGGUAGGACAUGCUCAAAAAAACUAAACUAAAUAAAUAUACUAAAUUAACAGUCUUUCUUUGUAGAUAGAGUCUAGGCCAGCGUUUCAAAUUUUUUAAGUUUGGCGGACCGGCUGGCAUAUUUAUUAUACCGGGUAAUUAUGUCUUUUAGACUUCAGAGUAUUGGCGGCAUUGGUCAUUGGUCCGCAUAUCACCAUUUUGGGGAACACUGGUCUAGAUCUCAUCUAAGACUCUAAGAAAGAUGAUACAAACUAAAGAGACUAACAAACUGAAGAGUCUAACUAAGCAAUAAUUUGAUAAUCUACAUCAGAGGCAUUACUACCAGGAUUGGUGUCACCUGGUGUGGUCAUCUUAUGGCUUAUGGUGUCACCUCCCUCUCUGCCUCUCUCUCAGGGCUUCCCCCUCUCUAACCUGCACUGAGUAAUUCUUAACUAGAUCAUACAGAACCGUCUGGAUUAUUGUUUGUAAAUUAAGUCCUAAAUCCACAAAAGACAAGGUGAAAACAUAGAAUUUGAGCUAACAUCGUUUAAAAAAAUGCAAUUACUUGUUAUUGAAACAUUAAACUUUAUAAAAAGAUACAAACAUGUCAAAGUCAAUCACUUUAACUUUAUCAAAACAACAUUCUGUACCAUAUCACUUUCAAAUGACAAAAUCACAAGACCAGAAAGCCUGCACUGUAGAUUGCAAAUAAUUCUGAAUAAGUUUGAGCUUUGAAACUAAAUCACCUUCAGUGCCUUCAGGCACCAGAAAAUUCUAGAUUCACUUUCACCUCAUAUUGUAAAAAUCCUUAAAGUUUAAGGUUACACAAUUUUAUUUGCUUUUUACUUACACUGUUUGAUUAUUUAAAUAAUAGUCAGAGGUAUUGAUAUUGUUUAAGUAUUUACAAAUAUUUCCAUAUGUCUAUGUCAUAUGUUUUAAGAGUACAUCACAAAAACGAUAAAACUUAUACUAUCUUACAUUUCUUACAAUUUAUGUUCCCCAUCUUGUUUACAUUAUUCCCUAUUAGCAAAAUAUUAGCUUAAGUGUCCAUUCACACAAAAAUGAUUAAUGUAUUUUAAUGACAUAUCUUAAUCACAUAUAAUAAUUCUCUAGGUAUGUACAAAUGUAUGGCUGCAAUGCUGUGUUCAAUAGAAACACCAAAUAAAAUUCCCAAAAGUUAGAACUAAUUGGGAUUCUAUUAAGUGUGUUACUUGAAUGGAUAUUUUGUCAAGUAACUUUAGUUGAUUGCUACCGCCAUUGUUUGGCAGGUCAUUUCUAGUUAAUAAGAAGUAUAAUUAUAUGUGGAAGUUUUAAACUUGAUUAAAUUUUUAAUAACAGCUGAGCUGGGAAUGGCCUGAAUGAGAAUGCUGCUCUUAGCAGAUUGUAGAUAUUGCUUUUGUAAUUUCUGUUUAGAAUAUACAUUAUUAUAACACUUUUAUAUUGCUACUACUUCUGCAUUAUAAAACCUUUGCUGAACAUUCCAGUGGUUUGAGUCAGCAUUUGAUGUACAAGGCCUUCAUGGCUGGACUGAGAUAGAGACGGAGCAGGUUCCCCAUGCAUAUAAAAUGAGUGGAGAUUUUCAUUAUUAUAAACAGAACUACAGAAAAGCUUCUGAACAGUAUCAAAAUGCUUUAGGUAAGUCGUAUAAAGUAGAGGCGUAGCCCGGUGGGGGCAGGGGGGGACAGAUGUCCCCGGGCGCCAGCUAGUUAGGGGCGCCAAAAUGUGCUUUGAUAUUAUUUUAUUGAUGAAAAUAAUGGGUUUGAGAGUUGAAAAAAAGAAAAAGGGGCGCUAAAAAUGGAUCUUGUCCCCGGGCGCGAAUCUUGUCCCCGGGCGCCAAACACCCUCGCUACGCCACUGGUAUAAAGUUUAACUAUGAAAGUACACUCAGAAUUAUAAUUAUGGUUUGCUUUUUUAACCCAAAAAUUUUCUGAAAAUUAAGAAAUCAGUAUGUCAGUGUGAUUUUUUUUUUUAACUUUAAAUUUUAGUUAUAUUUAAUAACCGAUUUUUAACCAGUUUUCUUCAUUUACCUUAUUUCAUACUUAUUUUCUCCAAUAAGAUUUACUACCAGAAAACAAUGUGUCAGUCCGACAAGAUUUAAUUGAGUCUCUUUCAAGAUGUUACAUGUAUAUUGGGCAAACAGAGGAAAGUUUGCAUCUAGCUAGAAAUUUGGUAAUUUAAUGUUAAUUAUUCUUAUUUUAAUUCUUUUCUUGAAAAAUAUUUCAAUAAUAUAAAAUCAAGAUUUACCAAUUAAAUUUCCCUAAGUGUUUAUUAUUGUUGUUUUUUUAUAUAACAGUAUUCAACUAUGAUCACUAAGUAAUGAUAAGUAAUAGCUUACUAUUAGAGGGUCGGCCUGUGAUAAAGCUGAAGUUGAUAAAAGUAGAUAGUAUUGUGUAUGUAUUAUGAUUUGUUCAUUUUUAAAAUUAUAUGGUACAUAUUCUUAAGGUUCAUGACUUAUCUAAAGAAGAUGAGGCACAUCAAAGACAGUCAUUAAUUCUACUUAGUUCUGUGUGUGCAAAGGCAGGAUUAUGGGCAGGUACAACAAGUGUCCUAGUAUUAUUUUUGACUAAACAGUCUGUAGUCUCACUAUAGAAUAAAAUAAAUCUGCAAAUGUUAUUUUCAAUAAAAUACUAAUACUAUAUUACAGAAAAAUUAAAUAUUGAAACAAAUGAACUGUUUUUACUUUUACUAUAAGUUUUUAAAAUUUAAGUUAUAAGUUAUAUUAUUUUCUAAUUUUAAAUGAUAAAUAUAAUCUAAUUGUUAAAUAUCAUGGAAACAUGUCAUUUCCCAAAUCAGCAUCCAUUUGCCAUCGUUCAUCAUAGCUAGAGAGAUCAAUAAAGUCAUGAAAUUAUCAAGUUACAUUACCUCUAACAAAUGAUUCCACCAGAAUUUGUGAAUUGUCUAGAAAAAUUAUGCUGCCUACAGCCAUAUUAUGCACAAUUUUGGAGCCAACUUGGUGAUGCUUAUGCAAAUCUGCUCAAUGAAAUCCAGAUGAGACACGAUGAUGCAGAUGAUCCUACACCUCUAGACUGCCAAAUCAGACAACUUACCUGUUACACCAGAGCAAAGUCAGUCCAUUUUAAAUUUCACAUUGUUAAAAUAAAAUAUGUGUAUAGGAACAUGUUUUUACUUAAAUUUAAAUCGUUCAAGAAUUCAAAUUUAGGAGUGCCUAUUCUAUUUGUGGUCAAUAUGCUUGAAAUAAAUAUAGCUUUAUGAUAACAACCAUUAUUAAUUUCAGACUUCUGCAUAAAUCAGUCAAUGGAACAGCUAGCAGCUUAGUUAGGCUUAGGAACAUGAAUUUGAUAAGAGAGGUACAGAAGCUUACAUUUUAUUACAAACUAUUGUAUUAAAGAUGGAACAAGUUUCAUUUAAGUGUCUGGACUCUGCUUCAUUGUUAGCAAUUACAGUGGAACCUCUCAUAAAGAGCUUAAUUCGUUCCAGAAUCUUACUCGUUAAGCGAAACACUCGUUUAAAAAAACAAUUUUUCCAAUACAAAUCAAUGUAAAAUACGAUAAUGCGUUCCAUGCUGAAAAAAUACUAAUUUUUCAAAAAAAUCUAUUAACAUUUAUUCAAAUAAAAUUACUUAUGCAUUGUUAAGGAGUGUAACACUUGGAAUACCAUUUAGAUUUGAAACAAAAAACGUAAAUAAAAAUAUGAAUUUAUGACAAAUAAUCCUUUUUAACCAGAAAACUGUCUAAAGACAUUUUUCUUUGCUGACGCUUCAAAAUUUGACGAAAAUGUGUCACAGCAUUAUCAUUGAAUAAAUUUGUAGCACGAAUAGCCACCUCCUUAUUAGGAUGAUGCUUCUCAAUGUUCCAUGCAACAGUUUCCCAUGCUUUCAGCAUUUCUCUUAUUGUGCUAGAAGAUUGUUGCUCUGCUACUUCCUCCUCCAUUAAUGAGCUCUCAUACAUAAUUUCCUGCUGUGAAACACGAUGCAACUCCAUAAGCUCUUCGGUGGUCAACUCUUGACUGUUCUCUUUCACAAGCUCUUCAAUAUCGUUGUCCACCUCGGGUCCCAUGAUAUUGGCCAAUGACACAAUCUUGUUAACUUUAGACUCCACAGUUACUGUUUCAAAAUCACAUUCAACAACACCCUCUGGCCAAAGUUUUUUCCAAGCAGAAGUGAGGGUCCUCUUGGUAACUCCUUCCCGAGUCCUGGCUCACAAAUGAAUGUCAGGAAAAAGGGACUUCCCCUUUCUGCGUAACGCUUUAUGCGAAAUGUCGCUCGUUAAGGGAGCAACUUCUUCACAUUUUUUUUGCUCGUUAUUCGAAUUACUCGUUAUGAGAGGUUCCACUGUAUUUCACUCUCUGAUAUUUAACAUUCUUUUGAAAUUCUUCAUUAAAAGUAUAAGUAUAUCCUUUUAAAAGAUAUGAAUGAACCUAAUUCAAUAGCUUUAUGUCUUGCUAUUUUAAAGUGUCUGCUCUUCUCUCAUUUGAUUAUAAUAUAAAUCCAGGCAGCAUACUGAUUUUUACAAGAUUUUUUAAAAGCAAUAUUUAAAUGUUGCUCUAAUCAUCUGUGUACACAUAUUUUUUUUUCAGUUAGAAAAGAAAAUUGCAUGUGCCCCAUUUCCUGAGAGAGAAAAGACCCUUGCUGUUGAGGUUAUACAUAUUCUUUUUGGUUUAUUAAAAAUAACUGAAGCCUUUAACAAUGUAAUUGAGAAAUUAGUAUAAAAAUUACUUUUAAAUAAAUAAAAUAAAAAAUAAAAAGAUUUAUUUCAUUUCAGUUUAUACAACAGGAGUUUGAAAAUCAAGCUACAAACAUCAAAGUAAGUAUUGAUUUUUAAUAUUUUUUUCGCCAGAAACACAGCUUAAUUAAGAAAAAAGUAUGUGCAAAAUUAUAUUCGCAAUCAAAAGUUUUCGUUAAAAUAUUUCUCUUAAAUGUCUUCAUUGUAAUAUUCUAACAACAUGUCUCUUGAUACAUUGAUAAUCAUAUCUCUCACAUUUUUCGCUCUGCAUACACAGCUAUCCGUCAGAUCAGCUCCAUCCGCCACUACCUCACAGUUAAUGCAACAAAAACCCUAGUCUGUGCUCUUGUUCUCUCUCGUCUUGACUAUUGCAACUCUCUUCUGUCAGGUUCACCAAAACACUUACUAGAAAAAUUACAAAAUGUUCAAAACUCAGCUGCUAGGCUAGUUCUAAAGGCAAAUAAAAACAAGAUCAUGUCACACCACUACUUUAUUCACUUCAUUGGCUCCCUGUACCAGCACGGAUUGACUACAAACUCUCUUCUCUGCCACAACUUUUUCUUGAAUUCCUGCCCUUCUUUCUGUCUAUUCACCCCUUCGACAGCUUCGCUCCUCCGCAGACUCGCACAAAAACAUACGGUGAAGAUCUUUCCCUUUCUGUGCCCCUAAAAAAUGGAAUUCUCUUCAAUUACACACCUGCAAUAUACUGACCAUCACAGCCUUCAAAACUGCACUCAAAACACAUCUUUUUAAACUCUACUUACUACUAUCAACUCUACUAUCCUGACUGAUUCCCCCCCCUGGCCAAAAAACGAUGCUGCUGGGUGUCGUCCAUGGCUUAUCAUGUAAAUAGUUUUGGUAUACAUUUAUUUUGUUUUAUUUAAUUAAUGUGCGUUAAUUUUUUAAGUUCAUGAUUAUGUUUGUCAAAUUGUAUGUACAGCGUGGUACCACCACGCUAUAUAAAACCACUUAUAAUAAUAAAAAUAUGAUAUCAAGUUAACCUUGGGGACCCAACAGAUUUGAUCUGAUCACAGAAGAGUGCCCAACGUACUCUAUUGUGAUCAAAUUCAGUUUUUGCCUAGAAUAAACUUAAUAAUCUUUGAACUAUCAAAUACAUACAGUUUUCUGAAAUAUGAGAUAUAAAAUCUGUGUAUUAUUACCCAUACUUUUCUUUGUGUAUUCCUUCUUCCAGGAGUCCAACAGUGAAGUACUUGAAAUAUGCAUACCGGUACAUGAAAGUACUGAUGAUGAAUCUAAAUUAAGCCAGUCACAAUUGUUUUAUCAACGAUUUUGUACUUGGUUUACAAAAGAUAAAGUAGGAUAAAUGAUCUGGAACAUGUAAUUGGUUCUAAUAUCCUUUUAAAAAUUUACUUAAAUCAUUCAAAUAUUGAAACUAGUCAAAUAAAGUGUUUAUAAAAAG